Molecule: messenger RNA, 847 nt
Organism: Hymenoscyphus albidus
Lineage: Eukaryota; Fungi; Ascomycota; Leotiomycetes; Helotiales; Helotiaceae
Source: the annotation of a GenBank genome assembly
GUUGUUCACUUACUGAUCAGCUAAACCCAACGACCGUCCUUGAAAUCUCACCUAUAAAGUACUUGCCUCCUCACACAACACGAAAGAAUAUCCUCUCGAACAAAAUAUGUGAAAGCCUUCUCAAGGUAAACCACAAAAAUAAAAUUUCAAUUGGGACGAAAAGAGAAGUGAAAAUGACGGAAGCGACGAAUACCAAGAUGAUGGAUACGGAGCCGGGUGGAGAACAGACACAGUGAGUUAUUUCGUACUGUGUUUUGAUGAUAGGGAUGAGGAUAGAGUGUUGACGAGCAAUAUUGUAGGUAUGAAGGACAACAGACCACAAAGCUUCCUGGACAUAUUAAGCAUACGGGACAGUUCAAUAGUAGGUCCCCCCUCCUUCUUGUGGUCUUUGAUGCACAAGGCAUGUUUUGUUCUUGUCGAUGUCCGCUCGACGUUUUCCGUGCGGCUUUUGUGUAAAGAACUCAAAUAUGAAAUUCCUGAGUCUUCCAGCUUUGGAAUCUCAAAAGUUCCCAGCCUGCCAAUUUAUCAAGUCAAGGGGAUCAUGCGAAAAUCAGUUAAACACAUCGAAUACUGACAAGAAUUCAAAAUAGCCACACAUAGAACCACAGAAAAAGAUGACGCCUUCGAGACUCUGAAGAAACAACGAGGAGAGAAAACCGCGGAAAGCAUACGCUUUGGACAAGCAAUCAGUCAACAAGGAUUUGGAGGUAAGAUAGUUGGAAACCUAGAAAGUGCGGAGAAGGCUUCUACGUAUGGUGGGGUGAAAGAUGAUGGAAAUGCAGAGAAGGAUACGCAACAGACGAGAAAAGAGAUGGGUUAUGGUGGUGGUAAUGAGGUUGGUGGAUAA